This is a messenger RNA of Seriola dumerili (greater amberjack), 1356 nucleotides long. RefSeq names its product src kinase associated phosphoprotein 2 (gene skap2). Gene Ontology annotation, cellular component: plasma membrane; cytoplasm. The record is from RefSeq and is a predicted model, not a curated record. Gene Ontology annotation, molecular function: protein binding. Bases 92 to 1123 code for a protein of 343 amino acids. The transcript has 13 exons. NCBI's taxonomy places the organism in Eukaryota, Metazoa, Chordata, Actinopteri, Carangiformes, Carangidae.
UGUCUGAGCCCACUGCUGCUUCCGUGUCAAGUGAAGUUCCUCCUGCCGCUGGACGGUCCACCGCUGCCAAAAAACAAACUCUCUUCACACAAUGCGUGCGAUUCCUGAGGAGUUAACGACGCUCAUUUCAGAUCUAGAACAUUUCCUCAAUGAUGGGUUGAGAGGAGAAAAUUUAAGCAAGAGGGCAAAAGAGAAGAAGGAAGCCUUCAUCAAACGGAUCAAAGAGGUCAAACAGGGCUUUCCACAUGAUUUUAAGGAAAAAAUAGGUGGAGAUGACUCAGAGGACUCAGAGGAAAUUGACAGCAACAACGAUGGAGGGUCGCUGCACUCGGAGCGCACAGACAAGGAUGAAGACAAUUGCGAAGGUGCCCAGCAGUCCCCACCUGUGGCAGCUCAGGACCUGAUUUCUGUCUUCAAAGCAGGAUACCUUGAGAAACGCAGAAAGGAUCACAGCUUCUUUGGCACUGAGUGGCAGAAGAGAUGGUGUGCUCUAAGCCAACAUACCUUCUACUAUUAUGGCAGUGAGAGAGAUAAGCAGCAGAAGGGUGAGUUCAGUAUUGAUGGGUACUCUGUCAAAAUGGUCAACACCUUACGGAGAGACUCAAAGAAAGACUGUUGCUUUGAAAUUUCGGCUCCAGACAAGCGGGUCUAUCAGUUUUGUGCGUCAUCGGUGAAAGAGGCGGAGGAAUGGGUGAAACAGAUAGACUUUGUUUUGAGAGAUAUGACGGGGAUCAUCCCAGAGGAAGAUGACGAGGACCAGGAGAUGUACGAUGAUGUUGGACCUAUAGCUAAUACAUCUGAAACUGAGCCGAUUGACGAAGACAUCUAUGAAGAGCUCCCAGAGGAUGACAUGCCCACUCCAGCAAAGCCUCCUCCGAAGGUGGAGCCAUCGACCAAACCUGCUCCUCCUGCUGCAGUUGAUAAGAGCAAAGACUACCAGAACUACUACCAGGGCUUAUGGGACUGUGCAGGGGACCACCCAGAUGAGCUGUCCUUCAAACGUGGAGAUGCCAUCUACAUCCUGAGCAAGGAGUACCAGAACUUUGGCUGGUGGGUUGGAGAGAAGAAUGGAAACAUAGGAAUCGUCCCCAAAGAGUACCUGAUGGAGCUUUAUGCCUUAUGAAUUCACCCUAUGAUCAUUCCCUCCUAUAUCCGCUGUAAGAGACUGAUGAUUGGAUAAAAAAAAAGGUUUUCGUAUGACUGAAGCACAUGUUUAAGAAUAUUUUUCUACUUUGCACUGCUUGUUUGUAUUUCUUUUCUAUACAAGAUACACUUUUUCCACAACAACAUUUCAUGCUCUGCUUUAUGGCAAAUUUGGUAUUUGCAAAUGGCAAGAUAAAUAAAGAUUGAAACAUA